This is a messenger RNA of Bolinopsis microptera, 1472 nucleotides long. RefSeq names its product KICSTOR complex protein ITFG2-like. Gene Ontology annotation, cellular component: KICSTOR complex. NCBI's taxonomy places the organism in Eukaryota, Metazoa, Ctenophora, Tentaculata, Lobata, Bolinopsidae. The record is from RefSeq and is a predicted model, not a curated record. The coding region runs from base 34 to 1233 and encodes 399 amino acids. Gene Ontology annotation, biological process: regulation of TOR signaling. The transcript has a single exon.
CAGAUGCUAAUUUUGUAAACGACAGAUGUUACUAUGGUAAGGACAGUUUCAUUUGUUCAAAGCCUCACAUUCAACUUUGAAGGCAGUCUUUUCCAAGAAGCUAUAACGUUAGCAGACUUUGACAAUGAUGGUACUAAUGAACUUUGUAUUGGGAACGUAGCUGGAGAUUUAGCUGUGUUCAAAGAAAACCACCUUGAAUGGGAUGCUCAUAAUCUUGGCAUGAUCACUUGUCUUAGCAUUGGGGACAUAAAGAACAAAGGAGACAAUUCUUUAGUGGUAAUUACUGGAGAGGGCCUGUGCUACAUUUAUGAUCAUGACUACAGUAACGAGAUCAAAUCACCGGAAAUGUUCCAAGAGGGAGAUAAAAAGAUUCUUUAUCAUACUUAUAAACAGCGAUUUCCUCUUAAUAUCAAACAAUGUAUUAUUGCAGAUGUCACAAAUCGAGGCGCUAAUGAUUUAAUUGUUAUACUCGACACUAUUGUGAGAAUCUAUUCCUGGGAUGAUGAUGCUGAUGAAAAAUUGAAACAUCAAGACAGAGAAAUAUAUAAUUUUGAAAGGCAAAUUGAUGCCAUAACUGUCAAUACAUCCAAAGAUGGAUCUCAGAGUAUAUUUGUGUGUAUUCCAAGUGAAGGGAUAAGAAUUUUAAAAGCUGCCAGGACAGAGAAAAAUAAGUUUAUUCAGUGGGAUCCUCUUGCUCAAAAUGUGAAACUUUCUUCUCCAGUCACUGAUGCAAUUGGUAACGUGCGUUCUGGUAUUGGAGAUGGUGACAAUAUGGUAUGCUUUGCUACAUUAGAUGGGUUACUAAAGAUGUACCAUGAGGAUGAAGAGUUAUGGACAUUACCUCUGGACAAUCCCAUCUUUGCUCUUGUUAAAACAGAUAUCGAUCAUGAUGAUACAGAUGAGGUGAUAGCCUGUUCCUGGGAUGGCGUCACAUUCUUUGUUGAUCACAACAAAAACUGUGUGAAGUUCAAAUUUGAAGCCUCUGUUCCUAUCAGAGCUUUCUGUGCAGGGCAGUAUGCCAUGGAAGGAAGUGACAACAAACCUGCUCUUGUCUAUGUUACCUUCAGUGGGGAUGUUGUGAUAUUCUAUGAUGUGCAACUAACAAGCUUGGGUGUACAAACAUUGAACGACUACGCGUUAGAUUUUAGUUCAAUAUGUGACUCAGAUAUUCCACCUUCCUCCAAACAUCGAGCCAAAAUUAUCAGAAACUUAUUAAAGAACACAAGCAGUUAAAAGACAGGCUCAUGAGGGUUAUCUCUUUUGUUGUAAUAUGUUGAGUAAAUUGUUCAAAAAAGCUGCUUAGUACGAGGCCAGGGAAGAAAUGUAAAAUGUUUGUCUGUCAAUUUUAAUUUUUUCUAAUUGAAGAAUUUCUUUGUUACUGUAUAUAAAGGACUUAGCUAUGAAUCAUGUUUUGAAACUAUACUUAAUCUUGAAUGAUGUUUUGUGUGAUCAUUAAUAAUCAUUAUUUUCUG